Messenger RNA from Trichomonas vaginalis G3, 465 nucleotides. RefSeq lists its product as uncharacterized. Lineage: Eukaryota; Parabasalia; Trichomonadida; Trichomonadidae. Bases 1 to 465 code for a protein of 154 amino acids. The transcript has a single exon. The record is from RefSeq and is a predicted model, not a curated record.
AUGAAUAACUGGCAAAAUGCUCUCUUCAAUGAAAGGACUUUAUUGCAGAACAGUAAGCCCCCUACACAAGAAGAUUUGAACCAUGCCAAAGAUAUUUUAUCAAACCUUAAAGCUUCAAAUAAAGAUUUGAAUGUUCAACAAGAAAAGAUGUAUGAAGUUGAUGCUAGAGAAUAUCAGAUGUUCCUAUGCUGGAAAAGUAGAAUGAAAUCCAAAAUCCAAAAAAUGGAUUUACAAAAUCAAAAUAAUUAUAUUCCAAAAGAAUUGAAUUGUAAUGUCAUUCCAAUUGCUACACAACUACCUGACAACAAAUCAAAUAAACUUAGAAAAAUCAAUCCAGCACUCCUCACUCCGCCACCUUUAGAUUUACCGAACUGCAAUUGCCCUGGACUUCCAUAUAAUCCUCAAUUCUACCAAAAUUUCUCUUUUCCUCAUAUCCCAAAUGUUCCCACAAAACAAAAAAAGUAG